This is a messenger RNA of Chlorella variabilis, 408 nucleotides long. RefSeq lists its product as hypothetical. The coding region runs from base 1 to 408 and encodes 135 amino acids. The record is from RefSeq and is a predicted model, not a curated record. The transcript is spliced from 3 exons. NCBI's taxonomy places the organism in Eukaryota, Viridiplantae, Chlorophyta, Trebouxiophyceae, Chlorellales, Chlorellaceae.
AUGGCUGCUCCUCUGGCAUCCCGCUUCUCCUCCAGCCCCAUCGGCUCCUGGCUCGACCUGAGCAGCUUCGUGACGUCUGCGGGCAGCAGCGGCGGGCAUACGCCGUACGACGAGCUGGCUGGCAAGAUUGGGGGGGACGUGUACAUCGAUGUGGCAGGCUGGCACCUGUACUUGAAGGAUGUCAAGGUGGGGAAGGGCCUGUCCCUGGCACAGGCCCUGGCGGCGCAGCUGGGCCCCAAGCUGCAGAGCGAGCGGCGGUUCAGCGAGGACGACCUGACAGACCUGCUGCAGAAGGUGCCGAUCAAGCUGGGCGGCGGCAAGCUGACGGCGGCGCUGGCGGAUGUGGUGCCCUCGGGGUGCAUGCGGGACUUUGAGCGGGCGUGCGAGGACUAUGCGCGGAGCUGCUGA